This is a messenger RNA of Daucus carota subsp. sativus, 2076 nucleotides long. Its product is annotated as abscisic acid 8'-hydroxylase CYP707A2. The record is from RefSeq and is a predicted model, not a curated record. Gene Ontology annotation, biological process: abscisic acid metabolic process; sterol metabolic process. Lineage: Eukaryota; Viridiplantae; Streptophyta; Magnoliopsida; Apiales; Apiaceae. The coding region runs from base 144 to 1547 and encodes 467 amino acids. The transcript is spliced from 7 exons. Gene Ontology annotation, molecular function: heme binding; iron ion binding; oxidoreductase activity, acting on paired donors, with incorporation or reduction of molecular oxygen, NAD(P)H as one donor, and incorporation of one atom of oxygen.
GUGUGUGCACUGAGCUGUAUGACUCGGAGCCUCCCUAGCUCUUCUCUAUACUCCCUUCCUUAUAUAUAUCCUCCCUUUCUUCACUUGUUUUCCGCAACACUCUCCAAACCAACACUCUUCAUACAUCACACUUACAAACAAACAUGGAGUUCAUUUCAACCACCAUGUUUUACAUAUUCAUUUUCAUGGUUUCUUCGCUAGCUCUUGUGAAAAUUCUGCUCAAGGUCUUCCCUUCCGGCCACCGAAAAUUGGCUCUCCCUCCGGGCACCAUGGGAUGGCCUUAUAUUGGAGAGACCUUCCAACUUUACUCACAAGACCCUAAUGUUUUCUUUGCCUCCAAAAUCAAGAAGUUUGGGUCAAUAUUCAAGACUCACAUAUUGGGAUGUCCUUGUGUCAUGAUUUCAAGCCCUGCAGCUGCAAAACUUGUACUAGUAACAAAAUCUCAUCUAUUCAAACCAACAUUUCCAGCUAGUAAAGAGAGGAUGUUAGGAAAACAAGCCAUUUUCUUUCACCAAGGACCUUACCAUGCCAAAUUGAGGAAGCUUGUUCUUCGUGCAUUCAUGCCUGAUUCAGUCAAGAACGUAAUCCCGGAUAUCGAGUCCCUAGCUACCGAGUCUCUUAAGUCCUGGGAAGGUGGCCUAAUCAACACCUUCCAAGAAAUGAAAACAUACACAUUCAAUGUGGCAUUACUUUCUAUUUUUGGAAAGGAUGGGAUUCACUACAGAGAAGACCUCAAGAAGUGUUACUACAAUCUGGAAAAAGGGUACAAUUCCAUGCCUAUUAAUCUGCCAGGAACACUCUUCCACAAAGCAAUGAAAGCUAGACAAGAAUUAGCUCAGAUUAUCGCGAAAAUCAUCUCAUUCAGAAGAGAAACAAAGCAAGAUUACAAUGAUUUACUUGGAUCUUUCAUGGGUGACAAAGAAGGCCUUACUGAUGAACAAAUAGCAGAUAACAUGAUUGGUGUUAUUUUCGCGGCCCGUGACACAACUGCCAGUGCCUUAACCUGGAUUGUCAAGUACUUAGCUGAAAAUCCAAGUGUUCUUCAAGCUGUCACAGAAGAGCAAGAAGCAAUAAUGAGGACUAAAGAGGAGUCAGGUGAAAAAAAGGAUCUUUCUUGGGCAGAUACCAAGAAAAUGCCAAUAACUUCAAGGGUUAUUCAAGAAACACUUAGAGUGGCUUCAAUCCUAUCUUUUACCUUCAGAGAAGCUGUUGAGGAUGUUGAAUUUGAAGGAUAUUCAAUACCAAAGGGGUGGAAAGUAUUGCCUCUGUUUAGACAUAUUCACCACAGCCCUGAGAAUUAUUCAGAGCCUGAGAAAUUUGAUCCUUCAAGAUUUGAGGUUUCCCCAAAACCCAAUACUUUCAUGCCAUUUGGCAAUGGGACCCAUGCUUGUCCAGGAAAUGAGCUGGCCAAAACGGAGAUUUUAGUACUUGUACAUCAUAUGACCACAAAAUAUAGGUGGUCUGUGAUGGGCCCACAAACUGGAAUCCAGUAUGCUCCCUUUGCUCUUCCCCAGAAUGGUUUGCCCAUCAGAUUCUCCCUCAAGUAGAUCCCGACCCGUCUCGCUUAUCUUAUAAGUAACUUAUAAGUCGAUUCAGAGCCUGGGCCAGAGUCAGGGACAGAGCAGUCAGCAGAGCCUACAAGCUUCUAAAACUACUCUUGUUCCAACAAAGAGAAAAAGAUUGGAUAAGAAAGAAAGAUACCAUAAAUCCAAUCCAUCAGCACCCUUGAAGAAGGUCAAAAAAGACACAAAUCACAAGAAAAUUUUGACAUAAAAUAGUUAUUUUGACAAUUAUUUUACAGAAAGAGAAGCUGGGAGAAGCAAGUUGUAAAUACAAGAAUCCACCUCCCAUGCAACAGGAAUCAAGGGACAGAUAACUAGCAACAUUUUUUACAUUAUUUUUAGUUUAUCUUAUCUAACAUCUGUAAUUCCAAAAUUUGUAUCAUAGAGUUAGCUGGUUUUUCUUUGUAGGUUUUAUUGUAUUUAUAAUUGCUUUUAUUAUGUAAAAAGUCCGCAAGGCAUGUAAUGAAGUGGUUUUUACACCUUAAUUUAAGGAUGUUUCGAGUUUUUGUAUUAA